CAUUUCAAAAGGCAGUCUAGUCUAUGCUCUUUUAGAAGACUUGGGAAUCUAAGAAGCAUUUACCUACAAUGAAAUUGACAAUAGUACUUUUAGCCUGUUUGGCAGCUGUAGCUGUUCAUUCAAGUCCUUUACAAAAGGAUGUUAAAAUUGCUGAUAAAGAACUUUUAGAAAAACAAAGGUUCUUCUUCGAAAUCCUUCGCCAUGUUGGCCAACCUUUGAUGCGCGAUGAAUUGAUGAAACAUGGAGAAAAACUAAUUGUUGAUGAAUCACACUAUUUGGUUUACGAUGAUUCCAUGAAAAUGUUCUACGAAACCUACAAAAUGGGUGGACUUUUACCCAAAGAUGAAUUCUUUAGUGUUGUCAAUAAAUAUCACAUCCAACAAGCUCAAGGACUCUUCCAUUUCUUCUUCCAAGCCAAAGACUGGGAAACUUUAAUCGAUAACAUUGUAUGGGCCCGAAUCAACUGUAACCAAGGAAUGUUUGUUUACGCCUUGAACUUGGCCGUCAUCCAUCGUCCAGACAUGAAGGGAAUCAUUCUUCCAUCAAUCUAUGAAAUCUUCCCACAAAUGUUCUUCAACAGCAAACUCAUAAUGCAAGCUGAAAAAUUCGACUGGGAACAAUGGAACAAGCAAAUUAUGUAUGAAAAACAAUGGCUCUCAAUUUUCGAGAAGAAACACAUGAAGAGUGUCCAUGACAGACAAUACCACAUGAUGGACUGGAAAAUGUGGCAAUGGUGGAAAUUGAUGGGUCUUGAACAAGAUUGGCAUUUGGAAGAUAAGUGCAUUUGUCGUGAAGAUUUGGACUCAUUGAAGAACGACUCCAAAUGGACAGCUAUUUGGAAUGACAUGAAGAUGAUCUGGACCCCAGUUGAUUACACCCGUGACAUUGAAAUCAUGAACCAAGAAUCCAAAUUGACCUACUUGACUGAAGAUUUAGGCUGGAAUGCAUACUGGUACUAUUUGAACAUGGAUUACUCCAUGAUUGUUGACAGCAAAAUGGUGCCAUUGAACAAGGAUCGUCGUGGUGAAUGGUGGUUAUACAAUGUUCAACAAAUUUUGGCCCGUUAUUAUAUGGAACGUUUAUCCCAUGGAAUGGGUGAAAUCAGUGAACUCUCAUGGCACGGACAUGUUGAUAUGGGUUAUGAUCCCGAAUUGAUUGCCUACAAUGGUAUUGGUUUCUCCAUGCGCAAGAAUUACUGGCAAAUUGAAUCACACAUGAAUUUGGAACUUUUACAAAAGAUCAUGAAUUUGGAACGUCGUAUCACAGAUGCUAUUGAAUAUGGAAAAUUCAAGACUCUCGAAGGAGUUAGUAUUGAUUUGUUCAAACCAGAGUCAAUUGAAAUUGUUGGCAACAUGUUGCAAGGAAAUAUGGAUAUGGUUGAUCGUGCAUUCUUUGGUUAUUGGAUGAAGAUGGCUAGUGUUUAUCUUGCUGGUGAACAAUAUGAAGCUAUGACAGUGAUGCCAAAUGUUAUGUUGAACUACGAGACUCAAUUGCGUGAUCCACUAUACUAUCAAUUGUUGAAGAAGACCAUGGUUAUGUUGAAGAGUUUCAAGAAAUUGAUUCCAUCUUAUAAACAUGAGGAACUUUUGUUGCCAGGAGUCACAAUUAAGGAUGUGAAAGUUGACAAAAUGAUGACUUACUUUGAUUUGGUCGAUUUUGAUAUUACCAAUUUGAUGAGUCACAAUUUGAUGAAUGAGAAUGGAAGUGGAAAAAUGUUGUGGGAUAAGACUUUGUUGGCUAGACAAAUGCGUUUGAACCACAAGCCAUAUACUGUUGAGAUGAUGGUUAAUUCGGAACAAGCUCAAAAGGUUGUUAUUCGUACAUUCUUGGCUCCAGAGUUUGAUGAAUUCGGUCGUAUGAUUGAUUUGAUGAAACAUCGUGAAAACAUCAUGGAAAUCGAUGCCUUCACCUACGACUUAGUUGCUGGAGAGAAUAUGAUUAAACGAUCAUCGAAAGACUACUUAUGGACUAGCAAAGAUCGUACAACAUUUGCUGAACUUUACAAAAUGGUUAUGAUGGCUAUGGAAGAUAAGAAUGAACUUCGUUUGGACAUUGCUGAGCCACAUUGUGCUUUCCCAGCUCGUUUGGUCUUGCCACGUGGUUGGGUUAAGGGUAUGCCAAUGAAGAUGAUUGUUAUGAUUAGUCCAUACAAAAUGAUGGAAGAACAAAUGGGAGUGACAUACGAUCGCAGUUAUUUGUGUGGAAUUGGAUCUGGCUCACGUUUCAUUGAUAACAUGCCACUUGGUUAUCCAUUCGAUAGAAAGAUUGAAAAUAUGAGUGAUAUGAUGGUGCCAAAUAUGUUCUGGAAGGAUGUUAAAAUUUAUCAUUUGGAGAAAUUUGAAAAACAUCAAAUGAAAUAUGAGAAUUUUGGUACUUUUGAUUACAAUAUGUUGUAGAUAAUUGUGUAGAGUAUAGAUUCUAGAGUAACGCGUAGAGUUAAUAAUAUAUAUGAUGGACAAUUUUUGGCUGUACUUUUUGUGUGUGUGGUCCAAAUUUUGACUUGAUAUCGAAGAUAAGAGCUUUCAAUGAUUCUCGUUGUUAUUAAUUAUAGAAUGCAAAUAAAAACUGUGAACGAUUUAACGAAAAAUAA
This is a messenger RNA of Episyrphus balteatus (marmalade hoverfly), 2590 nucleotides long. Its product is annotated as larval serum protein 1 beta chain-like. The coding region runs from base 69 to 2396 and encodes 775 amino acids. The transcript is spliced from 3 exons. The record is from RefSeq and is a predicted model, not a curated record. NCBI's taxonomy places the organism in Eukaryota, Metazoa, Arthropoda, Insecta, Diptera, Syrphidae.